AUGGUUCUCACGCACACGACCAAUCAUACCUAUUCACACCCUUUCCCGACCGUGACUUUAGCCUUCUUCCUCCGGUACUACUCGCCACGUCUCAAUCCCUUCUCCAGUCAUGUCCUUUCCACAGACACCAUCUCGUCGCAUGUCGACCCAGAAACGGGCCGCCUGCACACGACUCGCGUCCACAUGAAGAAGACCCGCUUGCCCUCCGCCGUAGUAAAGCUCCUUCCUAGCAGCGUUACUGGUGGAGGUGGCGACAAGUCGAGCUAUGUCCUCGAGACUAGUGUCGUGGAUAUCAAAGAGGGUUGGAUGAAGACGGAGAGUCGGAAUCUGAAUUAUACGGGUGUUCUGAGCGUAGUCGAGGAGCAACACUAUUCAACCACCUCUCCCGACCAAGCUACGUCAUCCUCAUUGUCAGGUUCUGGGACCGUCGGAAGCCCUCGUACUCCUACAGCCCACCGACACCUAGCUCCCAACACCUUUGUUACAACUACGUUUUCCUACAGAUCUACAUUGGGCGGAAAGAAGCACGAAAAAGCUGCGACAGAAUCUACAGAUUCAAAUGAUGAGUCUGGCACACGACGAUUUGGCGAGUGGAUUUCGGGAUGGGGUGCCAAGCGGAUCCAAAGCAGCAUUGAAUCCAUUGCUUCGAACAAGACAGACGACCAGAUACUCAAAUCGCGCGACGGGAUGCGCAUCGUCUUGGAGCGACUGCGGAGCAAUGGCGUCGUCGCUGUACUCAGGGAGCUCAGGCGACGAGAAGGAAACGUCUUUGAGCAGUGA
Molecule: messenger RNA, 780 nt
Organism: Daldinia childiae
Lineage: Eukaryota; Fungi; Ascomycota; Sordariomycetes; Xylariales; Hypoxylaceae
Product: Protein UPS1, mitochondrial
Exons: 1
Coding region: 1-780 (259 amino acids)
Biological process (GO): phospholipid transport
Cellular component (GO): mitochondrial intermembrane space
Molecular function (GO): phosphatidic acid transfer activity
Source: RefSeq, a predicted model, not a curated record